Molecule: messenger RNA, 785 nt
Organism: Cottoperca gobio
Lineage: Eukaryota; Metazoa; Chordata; Actinopteri; Perciformes; Bovichtidae
Gene: psmg4
Product: proteasome (prosome, macropain) assembly chaperone 4
Exons: 3
Coding region: 143-517 (124 amino acids)
Biological process (GO): proteasome assembly
Source: RefSeq, a predicted model, not a curated record
UGCUGGUGCUGCACAUCAGAGCGUUGACGAUCGAUUGCUUCUGGCUGCCAUUUUCUUUCACGAGGAAGGAGCUGUUUCUGUUUGCAGCUAGCACAAGUGCUGAUGUUUGCUAGUCGCAGCUCGCUAGAUUUAAACCAGGAAAAUGAACGACACACAAAGCAGAGAGGUGUUUGAGGCCAUUACGGUGCACAAUUUUUCGGAGAGGAUUUUGGAGCAGGUCAUACACUUUCACGUGAUGAAGCUGAGCGGCGGGUUCUUCCUCUGGGUCGGUUCGAGUCCGGUUCUGUCAAACCUGGCGGUCUCAAUCAGCAGCAAAUAUGAUUCGAUGCCUUUAUCUACAUUAGUCAUGGGGGACCCAUCCAAUACUGCUUCAAAUUCCUUGGCGCAGAGAUUAGCAAAGAAGACCAAAAAGCAAGUGUAUGUGAGUUACAGUCUCCCAAUGACAGACACCAACUUCAGUCUUUUGGUGGAGAACAGGAUCAAAAAGGAGCUGGAGCUUCACCCUGAACACUUUUGAACUCUUGAUCUCUUGUUUUGUGCAGCACUGAGGACAUGUUGGAAGAAGGGCAACAUAAAGUAACAAAGGCUUCUCCGUCUUCUUCUUCUUUGGACUUACAUACUCGCUCCGAUACUGUAAUUGUACUCCAACACAAUAACCACAAAGGGUCACAUCAAGUGUUCUUUUAUUGACAUAAUAAAUUAAGUGGUUUAUUAUCAAAACAUGUAGGCCUAUGGCUUUUUGUACAAAUGCAUCAUAUUAAAAAAAUAACACUUAGAAAACAGCA